AUGAGCGCCCAAUUGCGCCAAGACCACCAGCCCCUCAGCCAUGACGAAGAAGAAGAAGCCGGCCGCUUAUUACGCUCUCAGUCCUCGUCAGCCUUGCCGUCCUCCUCCGACGACGAUGAGGUGGCGUUCGAGUCGCGGGAGAAGAUCCUGAUCGUCGACGCCGCCGACGACGAUUCGACUGAGGUGCCGCCCUUCUCCUGGAAGAAGCUCUGGCUGUUCACCGGCCCGGGGUUCCUGAUGAGCAUAGCGUUCUUGGAUCCGGGGAAUUUAGAAGGAGAUCUCCAGGCCGGAGCGAUCGCCGGCUACUCUUUGCUCUGGCUGUUAAUGUGGGCCACCGCCAUGGGCCUUCUCGUCCAGCUGCUCUCCGCGCGGCUCGGAGUCGCCACGGGGCGCCACCUGGCGGAGCUUUGCCGGGAGGAGUAUCCCAAGUGGGCCGGGCUGGUGCUGUGGUUCAUGGCUGAGCUGGCGUUGAUUGGGGCGGAUAUUCAGGAGGUUAUUGGGAGUGCUAUUGCUAUUCAGAUUCUCAGCAAUGGCUUUCUGCCGCUCUGGGCCGGAGUUCUCAUUACCGCCUCGGAUUGUUUCCUUCUUUUAAUUCUCGAGAACUAUGGGGUGAGGAAGUUGGAAGGUGUUUUUGCAGUUCUCAUUGCAACUAUGGCUUUAUCGUUUGCCUGGAUGUUUGUUGACACAAAACCGAAUGGAAAAGAACUUUUAAUCGGUAUUCUGGUUCCCAGACUCAGCUCAAGAACAAUUCGGCAGGCUGUGGGAGUUGUGGGUUGUGUCAUCAUGCCACACAAUGUAUUUUUGCAUUCUGCUUUGGUGCAGUCGAGAAAUAUUGAUCCACACAAGAAAGGACGGGUUCAAGAGGCACUGAACUACUAUUCAAUUGAGUCGUCGAUUGCACUUUUUAUCUCCUUCAUCAUCAAUCUGUUUGUCACCACAGUUUUUGCCAAGGGAUUUUAUGGUACUAAACAAGCUGAUAGUCUAGGGCUAGUUAAUGCAGGCCAGUUUCUUCAGGAGAAGUAUGGAGGAGGGCUUUAUCCCAUUCUUUAUAUCUGGGGUGUUGGGUUAUUGGCGGCUGGACAAAGUAGCACGAUAACUGGGACAUAUGCCGGGCAGUUUAUCAUGGGAGGUUUCCUUAAUCUCCGUUUGAAGAAGUGGCUGAGGGCCUUGAUCACAAGGAGCUUUGCAAUAGUGCCAACUAUAAUUGUGGCAAUUGUCUUUAAUACGUCAGAAGGGUCGCUGGAUGUGUUGAAUGAAUGGCUUAAUGUACUUCAGUCGGUUCAGAUACCUUUUGCUCUUAUACCACUUCUCACUUUGGUGUCAAAUGAGCAGAUCAUGGGGGUCUUUAAGAUUGGACCUCUACUUGAGAAAGUGGCCUGGACUGUGGCUGUUUUGGUGAUGGUAAUCAAUGGUUAUCUAUUGCUGGAUUUCUUCAUUGCUGAAGUAAAUGGACUUCUGUUUGGUGUUGUGGUAUGCAGUGGUACGGCUGCAUACUUAGCGUUUAUUAUUUAUCUGGUAUUACGUAGUGGUGCUCUUCCCUCCACUUGUUUUGGUUCGGUGUACAAGAGAUUUGCUGAUACAGACACUUAAACCCAAGACCGUGUAAUAUGAAGAAACUCUGAAUAUAGAACAUGCUGCUGUUCUCACAGCAAGCCAGUUAGGCGCGAGGGUCUUUGAUAUACUCUUUCUGGAGUGAAGCAUUCUUUCACAUAACUGCCUUUAACCCCGGUGCUGCAGUGCAUAUGCUAAAGUGAGUGUACAAAUUUAGACAAUGUGAACACUUUACAUAGUUAUCAACAUGG
Messenger RNA from Fragaria vesca subsp. vesca, 1802 nucleotides. RefSeq names its product metal transporter Nramp2-like. The transcript is spliced from 4 exons. The coding region runs from base 1 to 1590 and encodes 529 amino acids. The record is from RefSeq and is a predicted model, not a curated record. Gene Ontology annotation, cellular component: membrane. Gene Ontology annotation, biological process: metal ion transport. NCBI's taxonomy places the organism in Eukaryota, Viridiplantae, Streptophyta, Magnoliopsida, Rosales, Rosaceae. Gene Ontology annotation, molecular function: manganese ion transmembrane transporter activity; cadmium ion transmembrane transporter activity.